Molecule: messenger RNA, 570 nt
Organism: Columba livia (rock pigeon)
Lineage: Eukaryota; Metazoa; Chordata; Aves; Columbiformes; Columbidae
Product: olfactory receptor 14J1-like
Exons: 1
Coding region: 1-570 (189 amino acids)
Biological process (GO): G protein-coupled receptor signaling pathway
Cellular component (GO): membrane
Molecular function (GO): olfactory receptor activity; odorant binding
Source: RefSeq, a predicted model, not a curated record
AUGUCGUACGACCGCUACGUUGCCAUCUGCAAACCCCUGCACUACGGGACCCUCCUGGGCAGCAGAGCUUGUGUCCGCAUGGCAGCAGCUGCCUGGGCCACUGGGUUUCUCUAUUCUCUGCUGCACACGGCCAAUACAUUUUCACUGCCCCUGUGCAAGGGCAAUGCCCUGGGCCAGUUCUUCUGUGAAAUCCCCCAGAUCCUCAAGCUCUCCUGCUCACACUCCUACCUCAGGGAACUGGGGUUGCUUGUGGUUGGUGUAUUAGUAGCAUUUGGCUGUUUUGUGUUCAUUGUGGUGUCAUAUGUGCAGAUCUUCAGGGCCGUGCUGAGGAUCCCCUCUGAGCAGGGACGGCACAAAGCCUUUUCCACCUGCCUCCCUCACCUGGCCGUGGUCUCCCUGUUCCUCAGCACUAUCAUGUUUGCCCACCUGAAGCCCCCCUCCAUUUCUUCCCCAUCCCUGGACCUGGUGGUGUCUGUUCUGUACUCAGUGGUACCUCCAGCAGUGAACCCCCUCAUCUACAGUAUGAGGAACCAGGAGCUCAAGGAUGCCCUGUGCAAACUCAUAUCCUAG